CCGCCACGGUGACGUCACAGCGGCGUGCGCGCGCGCCCCCGCCGGGCCUGCGCGGUGCGUGAGGCGGGGGAGGCGGCGCGCGCAGCCUCGGCAGCGCCUCUGAGGAGCCGCCGCGAGCCCCGGGGGAGAACCGGGAAGGGCCGGCGAGAACCGGGGCCCAUCGAGCCGAGCGGAGCCGGGCGGACCCGCGGGGUUAUGAGGGCGGGCGCCGCCGCCUCCCCGUGAGGAGCCGCGGGCGCGGGGAGCGCGCGAGGCCGCCCCGCCACAGGAAGCCAUUUUGUGGGCCCCCUCCUCCUCCUCGCUCUCGUCCUCUUCCUCCUCCUCCUCCUCGUCCUCCGCCGUCGCCGCCGCCCUCGGGAGCGGCCGGGCCCGGUGAAGGAGGCGGCGAGGAGGGGCGGCGGCGGCCGCCGCGCCCUCCCCCAUGGCGAAGAAAACCUACGACCUGCUCUUCAAGCUGCUGCUGAUCGGGGACUCGGGGGUCGGCAAGACCUGCGUCCUCUUCCGCUUCUCCGACGAUGCCUUCAACACCACCUUCAUCUCCACCAUUGGACCUUCCUGUGUCACCCCCCCAGCCCCGUUGCUGUGUCCCCGUGCUGUCCCCCGGCCCUGGACGCGGAGCCCCGGCAGAGCCGCCCCGGUGCCGCCCGACGCCGCCUCGCCCCCGCUGCAGGGCAGGGUGGCUUUGGUUCCUCCCUCCGCGCUGGGUGACCCUGAGCGACCCUCGCUGUCCCCCCCCGCGGGGGCUGCGCUGGCAGCUCGUCCCCCACGCCCUGUGCCAGCCGCCGGAGCCCACCUGGCCCCUUCCAUCAGCGUUAAUCCCUGUGGCCGCGGGCGGCAGCGCGAGCACCUCCUGACCAAGGUAGAGCUGCUGUGA
Molecule: messenger RNA, 874 nt
Organism: Pyrgilauda ruficollis (rufous-necked snowfinch)
Lineage: Eukaryota; Metazoa; Chordata; Aves; Passeriformes; Passeridae
Product: vegetative cell wall protein gp1-like
Exons: 3
Coding region: 422-874 (150 amino acids)
Biological process (GO): cellular response to insulin stimulus
Cellular component (GO): recycling endosome; insulin-responsive compartment; Golgi apparatus
Molecular function (GO): GTPase activity; GTP binding
Source: RefSeq, a predicted model, not a curated record